Molecule: messenger RNA, 3946 nt
Organism: Schistosoma rodhaini
Lineage: Eukaryota; Metazoa; Platyhelminthes; Trematoda; Strigeidida; Schistosomatidae
Source: the annotation of a GenBank genome assembly
UUAUUACUGAAGACUGAAGACUGUAAAGCAAUUUUGGAUCUUUGGUUGUGAAGACUUGUUGGAGGGCGGACGACUUCAAAGGUUGCGGUACCUUCUCGCGUGAACGCAAGGUAUCCAAGGUUGAUGAGCUAUACUAGCAUCCAGUUACCAUUUCCUGGAGUGGAAAAUGCUCUCAACCACUUGAUGCCUAUCGAUUCUACUGUUAACACCGUCGAAACUAGUGACCAGUCAAAGGAAUCUUCGUUUAUACAACUAACAGAUAGUGAUGGCAACGAAGUUGGGACGCCAAUAUGGAUUCCCUUAGAUGUUGACAGAAGCAAACUCACAGAUUUAUUAAGUAAUCUUCUUCAAAGAGAAGAUGCACAUUCUUUGACGUAUGACUUUUUUGUGGGCGAUGUUCAAAUCUUGGAUGAUUUAAAAACAGCUUUAAUUCAAGCACGAUCCAAAGGCACUGAUCCUUCGUUACCGAAAUUUGGAUCAACUGGUCUUGAAGCUGUAGUCAAAGUCACAUAUCAAGCUCAAGCUGUUUUUCGAGUUCGCCCAGUUACUCGUUGUUCAAGUAGUAUACCAGGUCAUAAGGGUGCAGUUCUGGUUGCGCAAUUUUCACCAGACGGAAGAAGUUUAGCUAGUGGCUCUGGAGAUCAAACAGUUCGUUUCUGGGAUCUCAACACCGAAUUACCUCUUAGUACAGGAUCGGAAGUGCACAAAGCUCCUGUUCUCUGUUUGGCUUGGUCUCCAGAUGCAGUAAGGUUGGCAUCUGGUUGUCAAGGUGGUAUGAUUUGCUUGUGGCAACAAACAGAAGCCGGCAAUGAUUGGAGUUUAUGCUCAACCAAUCCUUUGAUUAAACCUCAAUUAGCAGCCACUCCAGCUCGUUCUAAAGGACGGUGGAUACGAUCUUUAUCGUGGAGACCAUUGCAUCUAGAUGGAGAAUGCAGACAACUUGCAGUUGCUUAUCAAGAUUGUUCAAUAGUUAUUUGGGAUACGUAUACUGGCCAACCGAUUCAUACAAUUACUGGUCAUGAUAAACCAGUUGUGGCUGUACGUUGGGGUGGAACAGAUUUAAUUUAUUCUGCUAGUCAAGACCGUACGAUUCGUGUAUGGAGAUCUAAAGAUGGUGUGUUAUGUCGUACACUAAAUUUGCAUGGACAUUGGGUAAAUUGUUUGGCCUUAAGUACUGAUUAUGUAUUACGUACUGGUGCAUUUGAUCCUGCCUGUGCUCAGUUGGUCAAAACAGUUCCUAUAUUAUCAAAAGAUCCAGAGGCUAAGCUGAAGUUGGCUGAAACAGCAAAGUCACUGUAUGAAAAAGUUAAGGGUUCUAAUACGGAGAGAUUGGUUGCAGGAUCCGAUGACAAUACACUUUCUUUAUGGCAACCAGAAAUUGAUAAAAAACCUCUUGCUCCCCGUAUGACUGGUCAUCAAGGAGUUGUGAACGAUGUGAAGUUUUCUCCGAAUGGUCGUCUUCUUGCUAGUGCCAGUUUUGAUCAUUCCGUCAAAAUUUGGGAUGGUUUUACAGGACAAUUUUUAGCUACUAUGUUUGGUCAUGUUCAAGAUGUGUAUCUAGUCUCUUGGUCAAGUGAUAGUCGUCUAGUUGUAUCUUGUUCUAAAGACUCAACGGUGAAAGUAUGGUCUGUUAAUGAAGUUCGUCGCUGGAAUCAAGAAUCUCUUACAGUAUCUAAAGAAGAAAAGAAAAAACAAAUAUUUGCUAGUGAUGUAGCCGGUAAAAAGCGAUCCAGUUCAUCAUCGUCAUUAGUACAUCAACGUAAACGUCAUUUGUUACAUGAUUUACCUGGGCAUUCAGAUGCAGUUUAUGCAUUAGACUGGAGUCCUGAUGGACAAUAUGUAGUUUCAGGCGGUAAAGAUCGAAUAUUGAAAUUGUGAGUUUUAAGUAUCAGUACUUUUUUCAAACAAGAUAGUUUUUGCCAUUAAAAACAGUAAGCAGACAUAUUUUUUAUUUACAUACAAAAAUAAUAAAAGUGGUUGUAUUUCCCUUAUGGAAAUCGGUAUCUAUCUUUGUCUCCUAAUGUUUGAAAGUUUUAAUUUCAGCUGUAUCAUGUACUUCAUCAGUUAAGUUAACUACCCUAUGUUUCAUAUGAUCUCAUUCUUAGUGAUGUACUUGCUUACGCCUGGUACCCCUCAAAGCAGAGCAUAGACCACCCACCAGCAUUCUCCAUCAAACUCUGUCAUGGGCAAUCUUUUACAGUUGCUAUUAAUCCUUUUCAUGUCUGCUUCCGAUUCCCGACGCAGCGUGUUCUUCGACCUUCCUCUUUUCAGUUUCCCUCCAGGAUUCCAAGUUAGCGCUUCGUGAUGCAGUUUGGUGAUUUCUGUAAUGUAUGUCCUAUUCACUUCCAACGUCUUUUCCUAAUUUCCUCUUCAGCUGAAAGCUGCUUUGUUCUCUCCCACAGUAGGUUGUUGCUGAUGGUAUCCGGCCAACGGACAUUCAGUAUCUUGUGUAAAAAAUGUUUAUAAAUACUUGAACAUUUUUGAUAAUGGUUGUAGUAGUUCUGCAAGUUUCGAUUCCGUAAAGUAAUACUGUCUUGACGUUCGUAAUGAAGAUUGUUACUUUGAUAUUGGUUGACAGUUGUUUUUAGUCCCAUAUGUUUUUCAAGUGUAGGAAUGCUGUCCUUGCUUUGCCAAUCCUCGCAUUUACUUCUGCAUCAGAUCCUCCUUGCUCAUUGAUGAUGCUUCCCAGGUACAAGGAAGUUUCCACUUCUUCCAGAGUUUCCCCAUCAAGUGUGAUUGGGUUGGUGUUCGCUGCAUAGUAUUUAAUGAUCUUGCUUUUUUCGUUGUGUUUGUGGAGACCUACUGAUGCAGAAGCUGUAAUAAGAAUGUUUGAGAUAACAAUUUUCACAAUUGUAUGCUAUAUGUUGUUUACUGAUAUUUGUACAAUCUAGUGAAACCUAAGUUACUGAGAUGGGAAAUAGAUUAUAUUGAAUUAUCUGUUCAUAUUGAUGAGUCUAGUUUAUUUAUUUGUUAUCGUGUUAAACCAUCCACGAAAUCGUACUAACCUGUUAAAAAGCGAUAUACUUUAAAAGCAUAUUGUUUCUACUAAGGUUGUGAUAAUCGUCUUCAUUCGAUUCUAAAUAAAUGCACCCAAAGAGUCACUCUGACCGUUAAUUCUUACACCUGAUUAGAUUUUUCAAAAUAUUUCGUUCAGUCACAUUGAAAUAGUAAUAAGCGGUAUUUUUCAUAAACCCAAUUUUAUGUAAACGUUAAUUCCUCUCGUUUCCAAAUAAUUAUUAUCAAUGGCCACCGUUUGUAUAAAACUAAAGUAUUUCACUACUGAGAUCAGUUAGUGGUUAUGCUUUUUAAAAGAUUCGUUUUAAUUGCAGUAAACAUUUACUAUAAUUUUAUGGUCUACAUCACUAACUGAAGACCGGAAAGCAUUGAACAGCUGUUUCGUCCUAGUACGAGACUCCUCAGUACUGCGUGUUCAUUGUCACACUAAAGGUCAAGUCCAGGGCCUACGGAUCUGACAACAAGCGCUUAACUUUAAGACCACUGGUCUUAGAUUCACUGACACAUCUCAUGGAUGCGCACUACUGACAAGUAUCAUAAUAAGAUGAAAAAGUUGUUGAAUGGUUAAUGGCUUUUCAAUAGUUGUUUUUAACUAUUGUUGGUCUGUGAUGUAAACUAUCAAAUCAAAUUAAUCUCCAUACGGUUGAUUAACUUAAUUAACGGGGAAUAUUUUCUGUUCUUGUUUUUGUUUCCCCCUACCUUCAACAAUUUACCUUUUUUGAAUUUCUGUUUCAGAUGGCGAGCGUAAAAGUAUCAGAAAAUUAAAAGAUUAAUAUCCGAACAUUACUUUAUAUUCUUUACAGCCAUCACUGAAAUUUUGAUUUUUGACACCAUGUUGAUGGUAAUUUUUUAAAAUAUUUUUUUCUUACCUGUAUAUAUAAACAUGUAUAUGAAAAGAAUUAGUAAUUAAAAUAUAUUACAGUGGAUAGCA